Messenger RNA from Theobroma umbraticum, 739 nucleotides. RefSeq names its product putative cation transporter HKT1;4. The record is from RefSeq and is a predicted model, not a curated record. Gene Ontology annotation, molecular function: sodium ion transmembrane transporter activity. Gene Ontology annotation, biological process: transmembrane transport; monoatomic cation transport. NCBI's taxonomy places the organism in Eukaryota, Viridiplantae, Streptophyta, Magnoliopsida, Malvales, Malvaceae. Gene Ontology annotation, cellular component: plasma membrane.
AACGGUCGAAGUGAGUUCAACAAGGAAAAUGCCCUAUCCCCUACUCAAUCACCGUGUAUAAGAAGGUAUCUCCCUCCACAUACUUCCCUUCUACCCACUAAAUAUCAGGAAAGGAAUUCAGGGAAGGGCCAGGCAAGUGAAAAUCAAGGGAGGAGCAUUUUGGAGUGUCUGUUAUUCUCUCAGCACUCAUACUUGGCCAUCUUCAUUAUCCUGGUUUGCAUCACCGAAAGGGAAAAGAUUAAGGAAGAUCCACUCAACUUCAAUGUGUUGAGCAUCGCCAUCGAAGUGAUAAGCGCUUACGGGAAUGUUGGCUUCUCAACUGGUUAUAAGUGUAAAAGCCAAGUGAAACCUGAAAGCUUCUGCAUAGAUACCUGGGCUGGAUUUGUAGGGAGGUGGAGUAACAUGGGAAAGUUAAUCCUCAUCGUUGUAAUGUUCUUUGGAAGGCUAAAGAAAUUCCUUGUGAAAGGUGGUGAAGCCUGGAAAGUCUCUUAGUUAAUGCUGGAUCCAAAGUUAUGUCCAAAAAGCUUGUGCAGCCACCAGGCUUUUGGUGUUUUCUGUGAUGUAAAUUGGUACUGUAUACCACAAGCCAAGAAUAAUCCUUAUGUUGUAUUUUGAGUUUUUGCGACCUCUUGGAUUAUAAAGUGUAGUAAAGCUUCUCCAAAAAUAGUAUCUUAUAUUCUAGAGGCUUUCAUAUCCGUGUUUGAGUUUAAUCUUAUGAUAUGUUGAUUCUUUCUCAACU